AUGUCAAUAAGACAAAGAAUCCUUAAAGAAUACAGAACUUUAGAAUACAACAAACUUCCCGGAAUAGAAGUCAUCUUAACUGAAAACCUUCAUCAAUUUUAUGCUGAUUUGAAAAUCACAGAUAAUGAUUUAUACCCAAAUACUUAUCGUCUCAAAAUAAGUAUACCUGAAGAUUAUCCAUUUGUUGCACCAGUUGUUGUUUUCGUUAGAGAUGAAGAUGAAGGUAUAAAUGAGAUCCCAAUACAUCCUCAUAUCUAUUCAAAUGGUCAUAUUUGUCUUGAUCUUUUAGGUCCAGGUUGGGUACCUGUUCAAACUGUUUCUUCAUUGCUAUUAUCAAUCCAAUCAAUCUUAGCAAGUAAUGAUAGAAAUGAAAGACCUCCAGAUGAUGAAAGAUAUUGUAAAGGUGCUCCAAAAAACCCUACAAAGACUCGUUUCACUUAUCAUGAUGAAACAGUAUAG
Molecule: messenger RNA, 459 nt
Organism: Hansenula anomala
Lineage: Eukaryota; Fungi; Ascomycota; Saccharomycetes; Phaffomycetales; Wickerhamomycetaceae
Exons: 1
Coding region: 1-459 (152 amino acids)
Source: RefSeq, a predicted model, not a curated record